Molecule: messenger RNA, 2348 nt
Organism: Rana temporaria (common frog)
Lineage: Eukaryota; Metazoa; Chordata; Amphibia; Anura; Ranidae
Gene: GPR83
Product: G protein-coupled receptor 83
Exons: 4
Coding region: 427-1731 (434 amino acids)
Biological process (GO): neuropeptide signaling pathway
Cellular component (GO): membrane
Molecular function (GO): neuropeptide Y receptor activity
Source: RefSeq, a predicted model, not a curated record
GGCUAGCGGGGACGUUAAGGGAAUGUGCAGACUGGUGUGCGAGGCUCAUUCAUUCUCCGUAACGCUCUUUGCAUUUAGAGAUCUCCAAGUAGCAGAGGGAAGGUCUUUAACCAGAUAAAGUGGUGGGAUUCUGGUACGUCACGAUGGCAAAUAAGCUGCAGCCCAAUAAGCGGAGAGCUGGAGAUCCAUCAGCCUGAGAGCUGUGCGUGUCUGCAUGUGAUAUAAGUGUGCUGUAAGCGAGGACCAGCAAGGAAACAGAUGCUGCACUGAGCGCAGGGGACAUCUGUUGCUAUUGUGAUUGGCAGUGAUGCUGUAGUCAUCCUUCGUUCAGUUAUGAAGAUCGAUACCAGAGCGAGCCUGCACAGUUCUGACUUUUCUUCUUCUUCUAUGUCUGGAAUAACCACUUAAUUAUCCCAUGCCUUUUCCAUGCUUUUCAUUAGGGGACAGAGCUGGUCAGACAUGGUUUCCCAUCUCCUGUGGCUAAUUUUGCUGGGCUUUUCCAGCAUGCCGACGCCAUCGGAAAGUUUAAACUUCAACAACAGCCUAAAGGCGUCUAUCCAGCUUGCCAACAGCAGCUCCUUGUUCAGUUGGAAUAACUACAGCCUGGCCGAUUGGCAGAACUUCAUAGAGAAUAGGCGUUAUGGGACGGAAUCCCAGAACCCCAUGGUGAAAGCCCUUUUAAUCGUGGCGUAUUCCUUCAUCAUUGUCUUUUCGCUUUUCGGGAAUGUCCUGGUGUGUCAUGUGGUCAUCAAAAACAAAAGGAUGCAUUCGGCGACCAGUUUGUUCAUCGUCAACCUAGCCGUGGCAGAUAUUUUGAUUACACUAUUGAACACGCCGUUUACGCUGGCUCGCUUUGUGAACAGUACCUGGAUGUUCGGGAAAGGCAUGUGUCAUGUGAGCCGCUUUGCACAGUAUUGCUCCCUGCACGUUUCUGCGCUUACCCUGACAGCAAUCGCAGUGGACAGGCACCAGGUUAUCAUGCAUCCGUUAAAGCCACGGAUAUCAACUGUUAGAGGGGUGGCCUAUAUUGCCAUAAUUUGGAUAAUGGCUUCCUGUUUCUCUCUGCCGCACGCCAUUUACCAAACACUCUUCACCUUUGAAUACAGUGAGGUGGAUAUCAGAAGUCUAUGUCUCCCUGAAUUCCCUGAACCAUCUGAGCUGUUCUGGAAAUACCUGGAUCUGGCCACUUUCAUCCUACUCUACGUUCUCCCGCUCCUGAUCAUCUCUGUGGCCUACACCACAGUGGCAAAAAAGCUGUGGCUUCGGAAUGCCAUAGGAGAUGUGACUACCGAGCAGUAUUUUGCUCUCCGGAGGAAAAAAAAGAAGACUAUUAAGAUGCUGAUGCUGGUGGUGGUCCUCUUUGCUGUGUGCUGGUUCCCCCUUAACUGUUAUGUUGUCCUUCUCUCCAGCCAAAUCAUUCGCACUAACAACGCUCUUUAUUUUGCAUUUCACUGGUUUGCCAUGAGUAGCACCUGCUACAACCCAUUUAUAUACUGUUGGCUUAAUGACAACUUCCGUUCGGAGUUAAAAGCAUUGCUUAACAUGUGCAAAAAACAGACUAGCCAGCGGGAGGACAUGCUUCCUUCUAACAUCCCUUCAUAUAGGGUGGCUUGGCCUGAAAACCGAAGCUUCAAGAGGUCUCUAGUUUCUCACACCCUGCCAUCGUCCUCUAACAUACAGUCUGGAAAGACAGAUAUCUCAGCAGUGGAGCCCAUUGUGUCAAUUGGGUGACCAUACAUGAUCUUCAAAAGGCCUAGAUGUUUUCUCCAAGGUGAAGGACUUUUUAUUAUGCUUACAUGAGCUGUCAGUUCACCCAUUGGUGCACAGAAAACAGAACUUUUCAAUAUAUAUGGCAUUUGUGUUUAUGAAUGUAUUCCACGGCAGGAUCAUACCUCUCUGUAAUGGAUCCUGCUGUGUAUGUUGGCUUAUCAAACAAGCUGUUCUAAAAGCCUUGCUGUGUUGUGCCAAAGUCAGGAAUAUCUGUUAAUCAAUCGGUUUACUGUUUAGUGCUCAGAUAGGCUUCUCCCACCAAUAUGGUAUUAAUUAAUUUUAAAUGUUCCACAAUGGAACUUAUGGAAAUGAGGAGUGGUAUUAUGAGACCUGACAUUUACUGAGAUUAUUGGAGAUCUAUCUGUACUGUGUGUUUCCCACAUCCCAAGGGAAACACUGCUGCUAUAUCUAAUCACUUUGUAAACAGCAUAUUUGCUUCAUGUACAAUGUGGUUUAGCUGUUUUGCUCUGGAAACAUCUUUUGUAUAAUGUCAUGUGAAAAUAAGGACAAACAUAAUUGAAAUCAAGACAUUGACAAAGAGAAAGGCUGUUAAUAAAUAAAGUGAAUCCCUUCAUUGA